UCGUACGCGGCGGCGGUGGCGGUCUACGUUCAAUUCCGCGCGUAUAAUAUAAUAUAAUGUAUAAUUUAUAUAUAUAUAAAAAUAAAUAUCACACCAUUAUAGAAAUGCAUUCCUGGUGGUGGGACUCGGGGCCCGGCGAAACUGCCGCAGUCGUCUAGUCUCGUCUCGGAAGAACUCUCACUCGUCCUCGAGCUCGUCGCGUCCCCAUAUAGUCGUCGCGCUAUUAUUAUUGUUAUUAGUAGUAGUAGUAGUAGUAUUAUCGUUAUUAUUUUAUUAUUUUUAGUUGGCGUUUACGGUUUUAGAAAGCAAUAGUCGUAGUUGUCGUUGAUGGUGGACUCCGAGCACCAGGAAAAGUGCAAGUACGGUCAUCGGCUUUUGUACCUAUCGUGGACCGGAAAAUCGUCGUAAAGACAUGAAGAUCGCCCGAGUCGUUGGACAGUGUUCCCCGAACGGAUAUUGCCCACGACAAGACGGAACGACCAGGACCGCGUUACCGUUCCGAUAACUCGCGAGUUUUAUACUAUAUUUUAUGUGAGAUUAAUAUUAGUGUUUAUAUCGUUGUUCAGUGCGUAGAUCACGUCGGUGCAGAAGAUUAAUAAACAAAUUUAUCAAAAAAAAAAAAAAAACCGAAAACAGCAGUAAUGGCGUCGUUGAUAUCUGGUGCCAUGAACAGCGCCGCUUUGACUGGAGCCGGAAUGAUACCCGUGUUCGUCAUCGGUUUGGCGUACCUCCGAUAUUCAAUGUAUGAUCCUGAAUCGCGGGUGAUAGAUGUUCAAGAGGUACUAGACGAAUACGAUUUCAUAGUGGUUGGCGCGGGCUCAGCAGGGGCCGUAAUAGCCAACAGGCUGUCGGAGAUGCAGAACUGGACGGUGUUGUUGCUGGAGGCCGGCGGCGACGAGACGGAGAUAUCGGACGUGCCGUCGUUCGUCGGCUACCUGCAACUGUCCGACAUGGACUGGCAAUACAAGACGGCACCUCCGUCCAGCGACAACCCUUAUUGCCUGGCCAUGGUGCACGACCGGUGCAACUGGCCCCGAGGCAAAGUGCUUGGUGGCUCGAGCGUGCUCAACGCCAUGGUGUACGUGCGGGGCAAUCGAAGAGACUACGACCAGUGGGCUGCAGCCGGAAAUCCGGGCUGGUCGUACAAGGACGUGUUGCCAUACUUCAUCAAGUCCGAAGACAACCGAAAUCCGUACCUGGCCCGGACAAAGUACCACAGGCGUGGCGGCUACCUGACCGUGUCGGAGGCGCCGUGGAGGACACCUCUCGCCACCGCGUUCGUAUCCGCCGGCGAGGAGUUAGGAUACGCGAACCGUGACAUCAACGGUGAGUUCCAGAACGGGUUCAUGCUCACGCAGACCACCACUCGUCGAGGUAGCCGUUGCAGCACAGCCAAAGCGUUCCUCCGGCCGAUCCGGCUGCGCCCCAACAUUCACGUGUCGCUGCGCAGUCAGGUGACCCGCGUUCAUUUUUCCAGCGGUAUAAAGCCCCGGGCAACCGGCGUCACGUACUUGCGGGACGGCAAGCGGCGCACGGUUACCGCCCGGAAAGAGGUGAUCCUGUCGGCGGGAGCCAUCGGGUCGCCGCAGCUGCUCAUGGUGUCGGGCGUCGGGCCGGCCGAUCACUUGAAUGAACUGGGCAUCAAACCGCUCGCUGACCUGAAGGUGGGUCACAACCUACAGGACCAUGUGGGUCUGGGUGGGUUGACGUUUCUCAUCGACGACCCGAUCACGUUCAAAAAGUCCAGGUUUACUACCGCGUCCGUGGCCUUAGAUUACAUAAUGAACGAGCGCGGACCUCUGACGUCCAGCGGAGUCGAGGGCCUAGCCUUUGUCAACACUAAGUACGCGGACCCGUCGGGCGAGUUUCCGGACAUACAAUUCCAUUUCGCCCCGAGUUCUGUCAAUUCGGACGGUGAUCAGAUCCGGAAGAUCACCGGGCUCCGGGACGCCGUGUACAACACGGUGUACAAGCCGCUGGUGAACGCCGAGACUUGGACGCUGUUGCCGCUGCUUUUACGUCCAAAGAGCUCCGGAUGGGUGCGACUCAAGACCAAGAACCCACUGGCCCAUCCGAUCAUCGAACCAAACUAUUUCGCACACCGGGAAGAUGUCCAGGUGCUGGUGGACGGUAUCCGGAUCGCGUUCAACGUGUCGAAUACAGCUGCGUUCCGGAAAUACAACUCCAGGCCGCUGUUGACGCCUAUGCCGGGUUGCAAGAAGUUCGAACUGUUCAGUGACGAGUACUGGGAAUGCGCUCUCCGGCACUUCACGUUCACCAUUUACCAUCCGGCCGGAACUUGCAAGAUGGGCCCGGACACGGAUCCGGACGCGGUGGUCGAUCACCGGUUGCGCGUGCGCGGCAUCGACGGGCUCCGGGUGGUUGACGCUUCCAUUAUGCCGAACAUAAUCAGUGGCAACCCCAAUGCGCCGGUCAUCAUGAUCGGCGAAAAAGGCGCGGACAUGAUCAAAGAAGAUUGGUCGUAGUCUUUUCCUCGGAUUCUUCCGAUUUUGAAUUGUGAUUUCGAUAUAUUUUAUUACUAUUAUUAUUAUUUGUGUUGUUAUUGUUAUUGUUAUUGUUGUUAUUGAUGUUGCUCAAUCGUUUUUUUUUAUUUAUAAUUUGUAUUAAAUAUUUGGACUAUCCGUUUGAAUGGUUCAAAUGUAUGUUUA
This is a messenger RNA of Aphis gossypii (cotton aphid), 2669 nucleotides long. Its product is annotated as glucose dehydrogenase [FAD, quinone]. NCBI's taxonomy places the organism in Eukaryota, Metazoa, Arthropoda, Insecta, Hemiptera, Aphididae. Gene Ontology annotation, molecular function: oxidoreductase activity, acting on CH-OH group of donors; flavin adenine dinucleotide binding. The record is from RefSeq and is a predicted model, not a curated record. The coding region runs from base 642 to 2486 and encodes 614 amino acids. The transcript has 2 exons.